Molecule: messenger RNA, 1060 nt
Organism: Lucilia cuprina (Australian sheep blowfly)
Lineage: Eukaryota; Metazoa; Arthropoda; Insecta; Diptera; Calliphoridae
Exons: 2
Coding region: 128-736 (202 amino acids)
Source: RefSeq, a predicted model, not a curated record
ACUGGCCUCUUUAUUCUAACGCUCGGUCUAACGAACUAGUAUGUUUAAACAAAUUGUGUUGAAUUUUCAUAUUUAAAUAUUAUUUUCAUUUCUAUUUUCUAUAUAGAUUAAUAUCGAUUUCGAACUGAUGCACCCAAAUAAGAGUCAUCUUCUUUUCAGUAAAUGGAAGGGAUUUUUGGAAAAAAUUGUAAGCUAUUACUAUUUACAUAUAAAAGACAAAAGGUCUAAGGAAGUUCUGACAAAUUCGAAGAAUACUACUGAACAAAAUUCAUUAGAUUACAUACACACUAUUCUGCUAAAUUCAGUUAUUUUACCAAACGCACGUUUUUCGGAUAAACGAGGAAAAAAUUCAAAAAAGAUUUCUAUACCAGAUGCUAACGAGAGUUUUAUUGUUCACCUUACCACUAUAAAUGAUUAUGAAAAGGUAAUAUCAGAACUAAAAGAGAAAUAUUAUAACAGAAGUUUAACUAUUCAACCUUUUAUAAUAGUUGUAGGUCAUAGUAUUUAUAAUCUUGAAAAAUUUUACGUAUAUUUUGAUAAAACACUCUUAAAAUGUGACUCUUUUUUGAAAAGUUUAGAUAUUUGCUUUAAAAUAAUUUAUACAUUGUCUUUAGAAUAUCCAAAAGGAUGCCAAGGUCCGUGGCUAUUUAUACAAGAAUACUUUUACGAAAUUAAACCUAUUAAUGAUAACAAAUUAUCAGCCAUUUACUCCUUGUUAAACUUUUUAAAAACAUAAUUAUCAAUUUCAAUAUGUUGAUUUGUUUCGUUUGUAAUAAAGAAAUAUCCCUCUUAAGUAACUUAAUACAACAUUAUCAAAUUGUCCACUUUUUUAAUUCAGCUAGUACAAUACAGUGCAAGCAAGAUGAUUGUACUCAAAAAUUUUCAUGUUUCAAAUCAUUUAAAGCUCACAUUUAUCGUAAGCAUAUUAACAAUUCAAAUAAAAAUUAUAUUCCGCAACCCUCAGACAACCCUAGCUCUACUUAUAUUAGUAAUUUGCCUGUUGCUAAUGAAAAAGUUUCUUCAAAUUGUAACCUUAUAAAUGAUUCAGAAUUAUUGUCAA